Messenger RNA from Magnusiomyces paraingens, 2199 nucleotides. RefSeq lists its product as uncharacterized. The record is from RefSeq and is a predicted model, not a curated record. Lineage: Eukaryota; Fungi; Ascomycota; Dipodascomycetes; Dipodascales; Dipodascaceae. Gene Ontology annotation, molecular function: glycosyltransferase activity. The transcript has 2 exons. Bases 1 to 2199 code for a protein of 732 amino acids.
AUGGCUCGAGUCGCGCGACUGUCAGUCCUUUCACGGGUUGCGAUUUUUGCCGUUUUGGUAACCGCCAUUGGUUUUCUUUUGGUAUCAGUAUCGCCAUCUUCCGAUCUUUCUAAACGAUCAUUCCAGCCACCAUCUCUCGUUCAAAAUUCUCAACAGCGACUGAAAUCUGAUGACUUAACAGAAAAGGUCUCGAAGCUCGACAUGGACAAUUAUGUGCCUGAGCCUGAAGAUGAGGAGUCGAGUAAAAAUGAAGAAAAGGAAGAGUAUGGUCUUCCUGUGCCUAUGUAUGUUGCAAUCACCAGCUCUUGGCCAUUUUCGUCAACCUCGUCUUGGGCCAACUCACGACUGGCUAGUAUUCUCAAGCGUAAGAAAAACCCAGCUCAUAAUAAGGGCCCAUAUGCGUCACACAUUAAAGAUUCAACACCCAUUGUACAGGUAUCUCCUGUUGUUAAGAAUCUUAAGCCUGUUGUUGGCAGUAGAAGCCGAUACAUUUCGAAUCUUAAGAAGCAGAAUGAAGAGACUCAUGAAAAUAAAGCUGAUGGGUUUAAUAUGAUUUGGGCCGAGGGCCAGCUACGCAAAGUGAAAGGCUCCGGUGAUACUGCUAAUCAGAUGGUGAUUGACGAGUCUGAAUUUGACGAAUAUGACACAAUAGAUUUUGAAGAGGCUGAAAACCCUAAGUUUGCAGAUUUGGACAAUUCGGUUGACUGGUCCAAGUUUGCUUAUGUACAAUAUGUUACAAACGCUGUUUACUUAUGCAACUCUGUUAUGAUUUUUGAGCAACUCCAGCGGGUAGGAUCUCGUGCCCAACGGGUUCUGAUGUACCCUGAGGAAUGGAACCAACCUGGGUUUUUCGAUCCUCCUACGGACCCUGCUGGACCUGGCUAUGGGUUUAAGGAAGAAAUUGAUGAAGAAGCUCAUGAAAAGGCUCAAGAGGAGGAAGUUUUAAAGGCUCAAGAAAACAAGGCACCUAAUCGAUUUAAGCGGGAUAUUGAUGACAGUGUUUUUGAUCAAAGCAGCAUGGCCCAUAACGUUGAGUACUUGCUCAAGGUUGCAGUUAUGAAAUACAAUGCCAUACUUAAGCCUGUGAAGACAGCCAAGCUAGAGAGUGUUGAUCCUGCUCUUUCUUACAGUUUUACAAAGAUGCAUAUUUUCAACCAAACAGAAUAUGACCGUGUGCUAUUUUUGGAUUCUGAUGGAUCUGUGCGACGCAACAUGGACCACUUGUUUUUACUUCCCAGUGCUCCUGUUGCCACCACCAAACAAUACUGGGUUUAUCCUAGUGAUUCUGAUGGUGAUGAUGGGUUUAAUGCUGAUAGUAGUGUCGACAAGGAUCUUGCUUCGUUUAUUAAGCUCAAUACUCAUAUGGAGCUUGUUGAGCCUUCAGCAUCUGUUUUUAACUAUAUUUUAAAGUUUUUGUCUGAGUCGAUGAGUGGAGGGAAUAGCAAUUUGCGUGGUAAUAAUGAGUAUGAGGGUGAUGUUUUUAACAAAUUAUUUAAGGAUGAUGCUAUGGUUUUCCCUCAUUAUGGAAUUACGAUUUUGACGAAUGAGUUGCGCAAUGUUGAUUCUGAGCACCGACAAUAUGUGGGUAAGUUUGGCAAGUGGGAUGCGUCUCAGAUUUUCAACAAGACUCUUUAUGUGCACUUUUCCGAUGCCAAUCAUCCUAAACCUUGGGUUCGUGCUACUGAUCAAGAGAUUCGUGAGAAUUCGCCCAAGUGUUCUCAGGGAGGUACUUGGUGUCCAGAGCGUCAAAUUUGGCUGAACCUUUAUCAUGAUUUUGAGAUUCGUCGAACGAAUAUCUGCCACAUGCCUAUGAUGCUUUUUGACAAGGAACAAAACAAGUAUGUUGCUGCUGGCGGUAUUUCAUCUCCUGGCUCCGGAUCGACUAAGAACUCUGGGUUUGAUACCUUGUACCAGGCUCUUUUAGAAGAGGAGCGUCUACAGGAGGCACUUUUGCUGAAGCAGAAUCAACAAGAAGAAGAAGAAGAGGAGGAGGAGGAGGAGGUCUCAGGAGAUGUAGGUCAGAAUCCUCUUCCUCCAGUUCCUCUAGAUGCCGAAGAUGAGGAAGAGCCUGUUGCUAGUAAAACUGGAGAGGAUCAAGUUGAAGAGCAAGAUCAAGGAGUUGCAGCUCCUGGUGUUCACGAGAAUCAGCAGGCACCUGAGCAGGAGCAAGAACAGCGAGAUCAGCAGGAACAACAAUAA